AUGAAGAUUUUUUUGUUACUGGCUGUGCUGGCAACUGCAGCAACAGCUCAAAACUCUUUCCAGAACACGCGCUUUGACAUUCCAGUUGACCUGCCGGUUGAAGAUCCAUCAGUUCUGGCCCAGAUAGAAGGUGUUCCCAAUCACCACGUUAAAAAUGAGCUGAAGCCAGUGAAAAUCAAGAAAACUAUAAAUGAAGUUGACCGUCAACCUGCUGUAGUAGCUCCUCAGCCUGCAUUGCCUCAAGUAGCUCAACCUCAACCUGCACAAGUUGCAGUAGCUCCAACUCCAGCUCCAUUGUUCCCUGGUUUCCCACAAUUCCAGCUUCCCGGCUUCCCAGCGUUAACUUUACCAGGAUUUGCUGCACCAGCUCACCAAGGCUCAGCACUACCCGCACCUCCAGUGAACGCUCCAGUACCUACAGCUGAUGAUUAUGAUCAACCAAUGGAUAUUCCAACAGCUAUCAAGCCAACUACUAAAGGUCCUGGAAACAGAAAGAACAAGCAUCAGAACAACCAACCAACGACAGCAACCUCCCAACCAGCAGCUCCAACAACAGUAGCUCCAUUGGUUCUCGUGCAAAGCCAAGGACCAAGCACUCUUCCACCUACUUUUGGUCAACAGCCUAACAAUAAUCAAUUCUAUCAACAAUAUAAUCAACAAUACCAACAAUACCAACAACAGUAUCAACAGCAACAACAGCAACUCCAGAACCAAUUCGGACAACCCGCUCAACCCGCUCAACCUGCUCAAAUUCCUACCUUUGGACAACAGAAUGUUCAAAUAUUCGGUCAGCAACCAGUUGCUCCACAACAACAGAACUUCCAACAGCGUCCUACCAGUUUCCAAUCUCAAACGAUUCCACAAACUCAACCACAGCUCUUCCAACAACCUCAAGGACAACUGCAACAAACUUUCAUUACUAAUCCACCUACUGCUCCUGCUGUUACCCCACUACCAGCGCCUUCAGUGCAACAACCACCAUUCGCUCAGAUUCCUGUUCAGUUUGGAGCUCCAACACAAUUGAAUCUCAAUCCUGCAAUCAACCAGCAGUUAGCUGUAUCACCACCACAAUUCUCUGAGAACCCUACUGUAGUCCAACCAGCCGGAGCCGUCCAGAAACUUGUCAAGCCUAUCGAGAAUGUGGAUUAUGGAACCGCAAUCACUCCCAGCCGAGCAUCAAUCUGGUUCAAGGAACAAACAGAUUUAACAAGCUGUCGAGCUGAUCUGAACAACAUUGCCGAGAAGUUUAAAAACAAGUUCCCUGUUUAUCUCAGAAACGGAGGAAAGGAUGCCGAUCUGGCUGAACUUGUUCAACAAAGAAUUAACGAGUGUGAAAAGAAAUCAUCAGCUGGCCACUGGGAGAAAGUUGAUGGACUUUUGACAAAAAUUUCCCUGUCGAAGAGUGAAGAAGAUGAAUGUCGCGCUGGACUUGUACAAGAACGAAUCUCUUGUGAUAACUUGAUGAACUACACCUGCCAAUUCAUAGCGCCUGCCUAUCCAUUCAGAUUGGUCCCAGCCAGAAUCACAAUUCAGGAAGCUCGUCAAGCAGAGAGUGGAGCAGAAAAAUGUCGAAAAGUUGUUCGAUUAGUUAAGAAACGAUUGGAAGGUUAA
Messenger RNA from Auanema sp. JU1783, 1611 nucleotides. Lineage: Eukaryota; Metazoa; Nematoda; Chromadorea; Rhabditida; Rhabditidae. The record is from the annotation of a GenBank genome assembly.